Molecule: messenger RNA, 6908 nt
Organism: Drosophila biarmipes
Lineage: Eukaryota; Metazoa; Arthropoda; Insecta; Diptera; Drosophilidae
Gene: Neto
Exons: 13
Coding region: 557-3064 (835 amino acids)
Molecular function (GO): protein binding
Source: RefSeq, a predicted model, not a curated record
GUACGGACACGCGGCGCGGUUCGCAUCCUCCGGUGGUAGAACAUUCGUUACCAACACUUCACUACCAACGAUCUCGCGACUCGGUGCUGAUAAGGGGAAACAGAAUAUAAACGAUUUGAAGUGCUCCAAAUUUUCUUUUUCUUAAAUCUAUAAACCUUUUUUUUGUUGAUUUUUUGUGUGCCCAGUGCAAGUGCUAGUGUCUGUGAAAAGAGUGCCGGCUUGGAAAAUGCGCGCCAAAAAUUGAGAAAUAUUCGCAGAGCGCAGCGGCAACAGAAACUAAUCAAACUACAUUUUGAAACGACCGAGGAGAUAAACAUAAAUAAAUAAUCCGAAGUGCAUAGUGGGGACUCGGCGAUAUUGGCCAUAUGUGGACAUCUAAGGACAGGCAAAUUAAAAAAUAAAUGGCGCAUGAUUAACCAACGGUCUUCUGCUCGUCGGGAUUUCUGCGUUACGUGUAAAGGACUCUUGCUGCGAGCGGAGAGUGCGAGAGAGAGGCAGCGAGCGGGCUAGAGCGAGACGGAGACAACAAGACUGAAGCUGGCAAACCUCACACAAAAUGCGAAGGAGAAGGAGCCCGGGCGGCGCACAACAACCACAGCAGCGGCCACACGAACAGCAGCAGCAGCAGCAUCAAAGGUUAAGCCACGGCCCACGCUGUUCGCUGCUAAUGCUGCUAAUUGUUGGGCAAGCAGUUUACGCUUCUGCCGGCAGUGAGCUAAUCGCCAAUCGCUCCGCGCCCAUGGACGAAUCGCUGGCCAGGCCCCCCGGCCACCGGCCGUCGAACUCGACCCUGGCCACGCCCCCGACCACCAAGUUCUCCGGCCCCUUCCGGGAGGCGGAUGUGGCCGAGGGCGAGGGGGAGGGCGACUGGGGGGCGGGGCAGCACCCGCUGACCAUUUCCCGGCCGCCGCGAGCGGGCCGCAGCGAGCGGCAGGCGGAGGAGGACCAGGUGGACCGCUGCCGUCUGUUCGUCGAGGGGGAUCCCACCAAGAACGAGCUUUACAGCCCCGAGUACCCCAACCUGUAUCCGAAGAACAUCAACUGCACGCGGGUGAUCACAGCGCCAAAGGGACAAAUCAUACGCCUGGACUUUCGCAACUCGUUUAAUAUCGAGGCCAAGGAGGAGUGCAAAUUUGAUUUUCUCGAAAUCCGGGACGGCCAGUACGGCUUCUCCACGCUGAUCGGCAAGUUCUGCGGCACCGACUUCCCGCCGGAGAUCACCUCCAAGGAGCGCUACCUGUGGCUGCACUUCCACUCCGACGAGACCAUCGAGUACACCGGCUUCAGCGCCGUCUACGAGUACCUGGACAGGAACCGGGAGGCGCCCAGCACCGACCUCAACUGCACCAUCGAGAAGGGCGGCUUCGAGGGCUUCAUCAACUCCACGGACGUGCCGGCCGAGAUCCGGGAGCAGGUCAACCACGACAAGAUCGCGCUGGACUGCAUCUGGCGCAUCCAGGUCAAGGAGAACUGGAAGAUAUUCCUAAAGUUUCUGGACUUCAAGCUGAGCAAGCCGAACGACUGCGACACCAACUUCCUGGAUAUAUUUCCCGAGCAGACGGUGAUGCCACUCAGGGUCAAGAACUUCUGCGGCUCGGCCGGCGAGAGUAUUACGGCGGACUCGAACAUCCUGCACUUGCGCUUCUACGCAGAUCAAAUCGCGAUUAACUCGACGUUCGGCAUCCUGUUCACGGCGUUCCGGGACCGAGGAGCUGCCUGCACCGAGGACGAGUACGAUUGCGAGGACGCGACCUGCAUAUCAAAGGAUUUGAAAUGUAAUAGCCUAGACAAUUGUAAAUUUCGAUGGGACGAGGAGGGCUGUACGGGCGAGGCGGCCGGCCAAUCGGAGCAUGUGGUCAUCAUCGUGAUUGUGUUUGGCCUGAUUCUCGGCGGCAUGGUCGUUACGUUCAUCGUCAAUUGCAUACGCAAGAUAAUACGUGAUCAGAAGAUAAUACGCGAACACAUCCGGGAGUCGAAGGAGAGCAAGCUGGACGAGAUGGGCCGCAACUCCAAGGGUCGUUCGCGGGAGAACAUAUCCAGGCAAAAGCACUCGCAGACCUCGCUGCAGAUCCUGGACGACGUGUCGAACCGAUACUACCGCGAGGCCGUGCCCCUGUCGACGCAGUCGAGCAAGGCGGAUUUCAAGGAGAAGGAGCACAGCAUCCUGCGCCGGCACGCGGACAUGACCCAAACGAGCCUCUGCGGCAUCGCCGGCGAGGACGACGGCGAGUCCAGCUCGACGACCACCGCCACCCACGAGCUGAUGACAAAGGCGGCCAUGUCGGCGGUGCCCUCCAAUGCCUGCGAUAUGGGCUGUCAGACGAGGGAGUCGCUGUUUGUCAACAGUCCCGGAAUUGGACCGUCGGCGGGUGCGGGCGUCGGCGUUGCUGUCGGCAUUGGUAUUGCUGUUGCUCCCGGCGGCGGUGUUGCGACGCUAAUGAGACAAAAGUCCAGCUCCUCCUCGCUGGGCGGGAACAGUGGCGCCGGAGUCGGGGUCGGGGUGGGGGCCAUGAUGAUGGCGCCCCCGCCGCCGCGCUUCUUCUCCACCUUCGGCUACGAGCCGUCGGGAUCGCCGGCGGUGGCAACGCUGACACGGCGCAGCAUGCACCACCAGCAGCAGCAGCAGCACCACCAGCUGCCGCGCCAGGAGUCCAUGGAGAUGGAGGAGCGACACAGCGGCCGCUCGCACUACGGCGGCCUGCUGGUGGCCUCUACGGUCAAGCAGCCGCAGGAGAUCUGUCACCAUCAUCACCAGCACCAGCAACAUGCGCAGCAGCAGCAACAUGCUCAGCAGCAGCAACUUGCACAGCAGCAGCAACUUGCACAGCAGCAGCAUGCACAGCAGCAACAGCAACAGCAGCGACUGCACCACGCUCAUCCCCAUCCACAUCCGCCGAGCAUUGCCGCCCGCCUGCCCGCGAUGAAGGGACACGGAGCCAUGGGACAGACAACGAUCCUGCCCGGCAGCAACAAGCAGCAGCAGCAGCAGAAGAACGAGGAGUCCAAAGUGUUUAUCGACAUACGGAAUUCAGCACCAGACGUGAUUAUCAUGACGUCCCAUUGACAUUUAAGGAUGGCCCGCCAAUCAGCAACAACAACGGUGCAGAGCAGGAGCAACAGCAGGAGCAGCAGCAACACCAGCAACAGCAGCAACACCAGCAUCAGCAGCAUCAGCAGCAACAGCAACAGCGGCGGAAAGAGGAUGCGUUGCAGCAACUGGACAUCGGCCAGCAUAUUAACCGCAGCCGCAGCGUCGCUGAUGACACAACAAGGACACGAAGGAGGCGCGUUGCAAUCAGCCAGGGGGCCAGGGGGUGGUGCUUUCUUUCGCCCGCCCAUUUCGCCACUCGCAACACGCCACUCCCCCCACCGCCGCCCACAUCCGGUUUGCAUUCCGUUGCACUCGUUUCGCGCUUUCCUUCCCCGCUUUUAAAGAGAGGUGAACGCGGUCUUUAAAUUGCUGCAGUCAAAAGUUUUCGUAAUGAAGACACCGAACUUGUUCUGUUACCAUUGUUUUUAAGAAGUUCUUUAACUGACUUUUAAGUAUAUUUUUGCCACUUGGUGAAGCCAAUUAAGGAGCUUGCUUUGGAGCGAAGGACGAGGCACUGUCAACAUAUGAAUGCAUAUGAUACAACUGCGAUUAACUUCUUAAUAUUAUUUUGACACCAAUCUGUUUUCAACUUACCAUUUGAUUAAAACUUCCUUAAAUUAAGUGAAAGCUGAGAAUAUAAUUUAAAUGGAUUUAACAAGAAGCCCUAUUUGAAAAUGUUUAAUUUUUUAGCAAUAUUCAUAAUUUACAAAUAAUUUGUUAAGGUCAAAAAAUAUAUUAUUUAAUUCAGCGCAGCUGUAUAUUGUGUGAACCUGUAAAAUCCUUUGUAAAAGUACUUCUCUAAAAGUUUUCUCAAGAAACUUGUUCGACUUGUGAAAGUCACAAAGGCGUCUUUAGACAUUAAAUUAUAUAUAAUUUUACCAAACUCCCACACUAAGUAUGCCGCCCAAAGCGGUCUUAAAAACCGUGCAAAGCCAAUCGAAGGGCCUUUAAGACGACGUAAACCCACUAAUAGCUCGGCAGCAAUUGGGCUGACUGGGCGAGACAAAUGGAAGAUGUGUCGGCCCGUUGGCUCGGCCAGCCCCUUUGCAAUAGCCAGUGGGGGAUACUGCGGACCGGAGUGGGGUCUUCUGAGGCCCGGAGAGCUGUUCCAGUUGUUGCCGCCGACGGACCGCAAUUGCCGGCGACAUUUGCCGGACAUUCUACGGCUGCGACAGCGGCAUUUUCUGCUCGAAAACAAUGCGAACGCAGGACACAGAUACGGAUGCGGAUGUGGAUGCGGAUGCGGAUUCCGAUGCGGAUACAAGACCGGGGUGUGGGAGUGGGCCGGCAGACACUAAGCAGACCGCUGACAACGUGGCGUAUGAGCAACAUGUCCCAGAACAUUGUUAUCGGACUCCAGUGCACCUUCCCCAGGCCCCAGCAUACCAUCACCCACCUUCCAGCUUCUCCUUUCCCUCACGUGGUUGCCGCUCGGAAAAAUGCUCGACAGGAACUUCUUCAUUUACAUGCAUUGCGGACGUGGCCCAUUUCACGACGAUGUCGCGACCAGAGUCCAUCCAUCACGGGCACGUGCUCGGAGCUCCGUUUCGGUCCUGGUUUCGGGUUAUGGGCUUCAGCUUGGGUUGGGUUCGGGCCUCGAGCUCUGGCUUUGGCUCCGUUUCUGCGGUUCCCGACAAGCAAUUUACGGAAAAUAGUUUUUUAAGUGAUUUCGGAGUGGUCCUCUCCGCUAGUUUUAUGGAAUUCAUUUCUGGUCCCUAUUUGGAAAGCCAGGACCAGUCCUCCCUUUUUAACCCAUUAAUUACAAGUGGGUGCAAAUGCACACAACGACUGUGAGGCGGUUUAAAAUCUUUGCAGGUGCUGUUCUUAAGUCAACUAAUAUACUGAUAACAAGUUCAGUAAAUAGUUUGUACCCAAAAAUAUUUAUUUUUAGCUCAUAGAAAAGCUCUAAGGAAAAUUGAAAAGAAAAUCUUGAGCAGAGCUCUCUCCAAACUACUGCUGAUUCCCGAACAACUUGUAAUGGGUUAACGAAGGACCUGGGCAAUCUUUUUAGUUCAUCUGCCAUCUAAAUCCCUUUCAAUUAGAUAAAUUAGCUGGCCACAGAUUUCUCCGCACCUGUGAAAAGUUUCCCCACUCAACGACGGACGGAUCCGGGAUCCGGGCUCCGGAGUCGUCGGUCCGCCAGUCCGCAAUUAGCGUGGUCACCGUAAUGCGGUUGGUUUUGGGUUUUCGGUUUACGGCUUUCGGCUGGCCGGGAUCAUCCCGGCGGUUUGAGUGGUCUGAGUGGUUCCGAUGGUGUAAAUAUUGUCGCAGCUGGCCAAAAAACGGGGGGUGGCUCCUGAAAAAUAAAGAUGACAAUGACAAUGAGCGAGCGAGGGUGUGGGAAAUCCAUUUGAUUGAUUGAAUUUAAAGAGCAGCGACAGCCACGCGGGAAAACGGGGAAAAUUACACGACCGAUGUCUGAUAAUGGUAAUGGCGAUGGUGGCGAUGGUGGCGAUGAUGAUGAUGAUGAUGGUGCAGUGCUGCAGCUUUUCCGCUCUGGGGAAAGCUCAAAUCAUUAGAGUGAUUAAAGGUCGAGCUGACAUGACAAGAGUUCCUUUGACUUGACUCGGACCCUCAUCAUCUUGAGCUCUGGAAUCAGUCAUGGAAGACUCUGGAGCUCUAAAAUCUGUCAAAAUGAGCUUAGCCAAUUGUAUGUACAUUUUUUGUUGAGCGAAAUUCGCACUUCUAUUUCUAUUUAGCCCUCUUGCAAAAAUCAGUUCACACUUAUAUUAUACAGGAUAUAUUUGACAGUCCUUUGACCUGACUAGGAAAUAACCCUCAUCAUCCUGAGCUCUAAGCCCUGCCAAGGAUACAGCUUUCCGCUCCAAAAAAAUUAUGAAAAGAUUAAGCAAACGUAAAGCUAAUAAAAUGAACUUAACCGAUUGUAAAUGUUUAGUAAGAAUAGCUCAAUAAAUUUGUAUCUUUCCUCUCCGUUUUCGACUAAUUUUUCACUUCUAAGCUAAUUCGAUUUUUUAAAACCGUUUGAGCUCUAAGAUCUGUUCAAAAAACCUAGAAAGUCCCCAAAAAAAUGUUGCAAAAAAUAAACACAAGCUCAAAUGAAUUUAUCAAAUUUUAGAAUUAUUUUUAGGAACAAUAAUUUGUUAAUGCUAAAAAAGUUUUGUUAUGGAGCAGGGAAUACACUGUUUCAAUUAUAGGCCAAUUCUCACUUCCCCUACCACAUAUUUUUCUAAAAUACUUAUUGAAAGCCAAGAAAAUAUCUUGCCGUUCCGUUUGUACAUAAAUCUAAGCAAAUGUAAGCUUUUUAGGCUUAAAUCUUAACUACGUUUAAUUGUUAAAUGAAUUUUGUAUUUGUUUUGUUUUAACCCCGAGAACCGUAGGACACUUUUUCUAGCUAAAUUUAAGAUGACAUUUAGCGAUUUUACUAAAAAAAGCAUCUAGAAACUAUACUAAAGUAUGAAAAACUAAAAGCAAAAAAAUAAAUUGAAAACAAUGUGUACUAUAAGUCAGCUAUGCCUAGGAUUAAGUAAAUGUACGAUAAUUUUUUUUUAUGAAAACAUAUACAUAAAUACUUAAAGUAUCGAAAUGAACUACAGAGAAACCCAGCAAAAAAUAUUUAAAACCUUGUCUUUUUUUCAAAAUGACUGCAAGCAUUGUAAUUGUAAAUUGUCGAGCGACAGAAAAAAUUGUAUACACAUACGAGCAUUAAAUAAAUACUUGAAAAAAUGCUUCAAAUGUAUGGAUUCAAAUGGAUAUGGCGAAAGAUAAGCGAGUAGAAUUGUGUGUGAGGAUUUGCGAGUAUCUGAAUGUGUAUAAAAUAAGCCCAAAAGCGAUCGAAUAAAAAUUCAUUUUGUGCAAA